AUGGCACUAGGUCAUUUUAAAAAGCAAUGCACUCAAAUUAAAGAAACAUGUCGUACAUGUGGAAAUCAAGUUGACGAUAUGAAAAAUCAUAGAUGUUCUAAAGUAGAAAAAUGUGUCCAUUGUGAACAAAAUCGUAAAUGUAGUUCACUCAAGUGUCAGGUGGUAAAAUCUUUUCGUGCUGAAUUAACUCGUAAAAUUUUUCAAGUUAAUAAUCGAUCAUCAUCGGACUCUCGAUUAUUGAAUAAAAAUGUCAUUUUUAAUUCAACUAAUUUCCCACCUCUUCCAGUACCAAAAUCUUCAACAUUAUUAUUAAAUCCUAUGAUGGUCAAGCUUGAUGAGUUAAUUAAUAAAUUAUCAGAAGUGAAGGAUCGUCUUGAUAAUUUUGAAGCUAAACAUGAUAAAUUUGAACAAUUUAUAUUCGAUAAAAAUCGUUAUGAUGAAACAGUUAUUAAAAACAUGAAUGAUGUCUAUAAUAAUUAUAUGAUCUUAAAAAAAGAUGUUGUUCAACAGAAUUUAUUUAUUGAAAGACAUGAAAAUUUAUUUUUCAAAUUGUUAAUUCCUAUGCUUGAAGAUGUAUUAACAUUUAUCUCGUCACAAAAUCAAAACCAGAAAGGUAAUCCAUUAGAUGCAGAUUUUAAAUGCCGAAUUAAUCGCUAUUUUAUUCAAAUAAAGAAAGCUACUGAAGGUAAACCAUUUUCAAGCUAA
Messenger RNA from Rotaria socialis, 705 nucleotides. NCBI's taxonomy places the organism in Eukaryota, Metazoa, Rotifera, Eurotatoria, Philodinida, Philodinidae. The record is from the annotation of a GenBank genome assembly.